Pollicipes pollicipes is the source of this 1276-nucleotide messenger RNA. Its product is annotated as decaprenyl-diphosphate synthase subunit 1. Gene Ontology annotation, biological process: isoprenoid biosynthetic process; ubiquinone biosynthetic process. Gene Ontology annotation, cellular component: mitochondrion; transferase complex. Gene Ontology annotation, molecular function: prenyltransferase activity. NCBI's taxonomy places the organism in Eukaryota, Metazoa, Arthropoda, Thecostraca, Pollicipedomorpha, Pollicipedidae. The record is from RefSeq and is a predicted model, not a curated record.
UUUUCGUGGGCACCGCUCAGUCCUCGACAUGGCGAACGCCGCGGCGGGUCGGGUGCGUAGCCUGUUCGAAGGGUUACUGCUCGUGAGAAAAUGUGCAAAUGCGAGAACAAACUCUACGCCCUCCGUGAGAUGGUCACAAUACAGGACUAUACACGAAAGCAAGGAGCAUCUCCCAAAGCUGCAGCCGCCCGGACCUGGCCGGCGUGACCCUGCGCGCCGCGUGCUCUCCACCUCGGCGCCGGCGCGCUCCAUCCAGCAGCCGGGCGCCGAGGCGCGCGACGAGCCCGACACGAGCAAAACCACCGAGGACGAUAUCCGACACAUGUUCACCGACAUAGUACAAGAACUGUCCACCACCGACAACCAGCUGCUCAAAGACAUAGCCAGCUAUUACUUCGACGGCCAGGGAAAAGCCGUGCGGCCGAUGAUCACGUGCCUGACGGCGCGUGCCAUCAACUCACACGCACACCCCCACAGAAGGUUCCUGCUGCCGUCGCAGCGGCGUGUGGCCAUGAUCACGGAGAUGAUCCACACGGCGUCGCUGGUGCACGACGACGUGAUCGACGCGUCCGACACACGCCGUGGCAAGGCCAGCGUCAACAAGUACUGGGGCCAGAAGCGGGCCAUCAUGGCCGGAGACUACAUCCUCUCGGUGGCCUCCACCAUGUUGGCGAGGAUUCGGAACGAUGACGUCACACUAGUUCUAUCUCAGGUUUUAGCAGAUUUAGUGCAGGGCGAGUUUAUGCAGCUGGGGUCGAAGGAGAACGAGAACGAGCGGUUCGCUCACUACCUGCGGAAGACAUUCAAGAAGACGGCCAGUUUGAUCGCGUACAGCUGCAAAGCGGUGGCGAUCCUAGGUGGUGCGGAUGACGAGAUUCAAGAGGUGGCCUUCCAGUACGGCAGGAACGUGGGCAUGGCGUUCCAGCUGGUGGACGAUCUGCUGGACUUCGUGUCGUCCUCCAAUCUGAUGGGGAAGCCGGCGGCGGCGGACCUGAGACUGGGCCUAGCCACGGCGCCGGUGUUGUUCGCGUGCGAGAAGUUCCCGGAACUGAACCCGAUGAUCAUGCGUCGCUUCACGGAGCCCGGCGACGUGGAGAAGGCGUACCGCUGGGUCAUGGACUCGGAGGGUCCGCGGCAGACCCGCAUCCUGGCCGAGACCCACUGCGCUGAAGCCAUCCGGCACAUCAGCCAGCUGCAGACGUCGCCUGAGCAGCGCAGUCUGGUCCAGCUGACGGACCGCGUGCUCAAUAGGAUGAAGUAGUGCGCCGACGCCGGC